Molecule: messenger RNA, 3171 nt
Organism: Vanrija pseudolonga
Lineage: Eukaryota; Fungi; Basidiomycota; Tremellomycetes; Trichosporonales; Trichosporonaceae
Exons: 3
Coding region: 15-3086 (1023 amino acids)
Source: RefSeq, a predicted model, not a curated record
AUAACAUUAACACAAUGGCAACGGCUACAAAGCCCGCGCCGAUAGUCGUCCAGGACGCCAAGGACGUCAACGGGCCGAGCGCCUCGGUGCCCGCGACGCCCAAGACCCCACGCACGCCAGCGGCAACAACAACGACGUGGCCGGCGUCGUCGUCGUCUUCGUCUACGGCUGCGGCCGCCGCGGCGCUCGCGCCAACGCACCCCCUCGCGGCCGAGCUCGCAAGCCUGAGGCAGCAGCUUGCGCAGUACCGCUCCGCCGCGCACCAGGCGAGCAUCGACGUGCAGGGCGUGCGGCUCGAGCUCGAGCUGAGCAAGGAGGAGGCGGCGGGGCUGCGCAAUACCAACGGCGCUUUGCAGGCCGAGGUGGACACGCUGAGGUCCACGCCCGACCCGCCAGUCAAGCCGGCCCCGUCCAAUGCGCUCGCAGAGUUAUCCCUCGCCCACCGCCGCCUGAGCGCCAAGCUCGACUUCACCGAGGCGCAGCUGGCCGCUACGGCGCUCGAGCUGUCGGCCGCCAAGCAGGAGCUGCAUGCCAGCCACCGCGCACGGGAGAAGGAGCGCGCGGCGGCGCUCGAGCUCGAGCGUAUCGAGGAGGACAGGGAAGAUGAGAUUGUCUGGGAGCGCAACGAGCGCAGGCGCAUCGAGGAGCAGAAGAAGUUGUGCGACCUCGCACUCGAGGAGUACAAGUCCCUUGUCAAGACGCUCGACCCCAAUGCCGUGCCCCCGCCGCUGCCGAGACGCAAGCCGAGCGAUAACAUCCUGACAACGCCACCGCUUCUCGAUGGCAAGACUGGAGAAUCUGCCGUUGUGGACAAGCCGGAGCGCAAGGAGUCCAAGAACUGGAAGGAGGUCAAGAAGGGCGAGGCGUUGGCUCAGGCCCAGACCGAGGACGAGGACGUGAAGGAGGUGGACACGCCUCCGGCCGUUACCCCUGGAGAUGACACCGCUUCGGUGGCCGAGGCGGUCGCUGUCGUGCCGGUCGCGACAUACACGAUCGACGACGGCGAGGACGAGGACGAGGAUGACGAGAUCGAUCAGCUCUCCAAGCCCUCUGACACGUCCGAGGCCCCAGCUGUCAAUUCGGCGUCCGCGUCCGCCGACGCCAUCUCCAACUUGCUCCUCGGACAGCGUGGCGUGCACCGCCUGUUCAAGGACUUUGCCGCAGCCCUCUCAGCCAAGGACUCGGAAAUCCGCAAGCUGCAUACCCAGAUCGACGAGCUCCAGACCGAGGCCACAGUCGCCAAGGACCAGCUGACGGCCGAGACUGCCGUCCGCGUCGAGGCCCAGGUCGACCGCGACCGCGUGCUCCGCGACGACGCAAGCGCCGCCAAGGUUGUCGAGCGGUACAUGACGUUCUCGCAGAAGGCCCAUGCCACGGUCCACAUGCACCUCGGCCACCUUCGCCAGCGCUCAGCAGCAACGCAGAAGGCCCUGCGUGCCGACGCCAAGGUGGCCCGCCAACGCCUCCGUGGCGAAACGGAACGUGCGACGCGCCUGCGUGGCGCGGCGGAAGAACUCGCGUCCGAGCUCGGUCGCGAGGCCGCUGGCCGUCGUCGCGAAGUCGCCCUCCGCCUGCAGCUCAUUGCUGCGGACGAGGCUCGCGCCCGCAAGGCCGAGUCGUGGCUCGACAAGCUGAGACGUGCCCGCGAGGCCGCCGAAGCCGACGGCCGCGGGUUCAUCGCUCCUGACGCGGCGUCCUCGCUCCUCACCGAGGCUGCGGCACUGCUUGGGCCGCUCGAGGCUGCGGCCGAGCAGGAGGCACCAGGAAGCAGCCGCAAGGGCUGGCGCGGACGCUGGCUCGGUGGCGGACGCAAGGCCAGCGUUUCGGCCGGUGCGGCGGCCGUCGCCACACCGCAGGACGAAUCUGUUGCCCGUGUGUUCCUUGCCGAGGAGCUCGUGCAGCACCUCGUUACCGACCUGCAAAUCGAGACGGAGCGCCGCGUCGAUCUCGAGCGCCAGCGUGUCGCGUGGCUCGCCAAGGAGGCCGAGGAUGGCGUCGCGCCAGAACUGGACGGCGAGACCAGUGGUUUGUUGUGGGAUGCGGACGGUGACGAGGGUGCCGGUGAGGGUACCAACACGGAUGAGAAGGAGGAGGACGAUGAGACGAAGAAGAAGACGACACCAGAGGACGACACCCCGUCCCUUCCCCAACUUGAGGAGCUCAGCGGCCUGUUCGAGCCCCUGGAGGAAAGAUACCGCCCUCUCCAGAAGUCUCUGCACGACCAGUCCAUCUCGCUCGCAGCGCUGCGUGCUACUGCGGCCGAAACCCCCUCGUCAACUUCGCCGGGCGGCACUCCCGACUCCAAGCGGUCGACGUUCCGCGCAAACCUGGGCCUCCGCCCUGGCCGCACGGCGCACGACGACCUCGUGGCGCUCCUCGACAGCCUGCACGAGGUGAUCGAGGACGCGCGUGUGGACACGGAGAUUGCCGUUGCGGACGAGGACCGUGUGUUCCACGGAUUCGCGGCGCUGCUGGGUGUCGGCGCGAGCGGUGUCGUGCAGGCUGCGAGCGUGAUCCGCGACGCGCACGCCUACAUCACCACGCGGGUUGGGCCUGACGCGCCGCACGCCAAGCUGACGACGCGCGUCAACGACAUUGAGCACGACCUCAUGGCUAUCAAGCGCACGCUGCACGAGGCGGAAGGCAUGGCACAGGAGGCCGAUGACGCCGGCGCGCCGACCCCGACGCCGAAGAAGAAGGAGCGCAGGAGCGUGUGGCACCAGAUCGAGCUGCGCACCGUCACGCCGAGCGCGCAGCGCCCACUCCACCCGAGCCUUGCGCCGGCGCCGGCACUGGCGUCGGACGACGUCGACGACGACGAUGACGACAGCUUUACCACUGCGCGUCCCGGUGGCGCCGCGGCGACGGCCGCAGCCGGCACGCGCUCGAUUCUUUCCAGCGUCGGGCGUACCUUCUCGUCUGGCGUGGCCGGUGCCGCGUCCGGUGUGGCGGCAGCCCCUCGCCAGGUGGGCGACCUCGCCGGCGGCCUGUUCCGCCCGCUUGGUCGUGCGCGCGCCAAGUCGCGUGCGGACGAGACGCAGCCCCUGACUGCUGCUGCGACCAAGAACGACGACGAUGUGGAGUAGUACGUACCCUGCGGAGAGAAGCCCCUGCUAUAGAUGUAGAGUCGCUUGUAGACUGGCAUGUACUUGUUCUUUUCUGUGCACGAGC